UCCCGUUGAUAACGUUUUCUACAGAAUGAACCUCGUAAUAUUAACAUUGUUUUCCUCGGCAGGAAUCUCAUUAACAAGCGCCUCUCACAGUGACCAUCAUCAUGUUCCUCUAAUUAACUGCCCGUCUUGUCAACACCACGUCUGUGAUUUCAAGAACACCAUCCAGUGUGAAGUUUGUCAAAUUUAUGUUCCACACCACGGGCAACCUCCACAAGACACAAGGUGUAUUCCGACUGGACAUUGUCAUUCGGACGAUCAUCAUCAGUUUUGCUGUGAUACUGAAGCUUGUGUUGCUUCCUUUUUUCGAGAAUUGCACAUUACCAGUACCACAACCCAACAAAUAACUAAUACAGCAAGCGCCCCUCAUGAACACAAUUUUCAUAAACAUAAUCAUGUUCCUCUAAUUAACUGUCCGUCUUGUCAACACCACGUCUGUGAUUUCAAGAACAGCAUCCAGUGUGAAGUUUGUCAGAUUUAUGUUCCACACCACGGGCAACCUCCACAAGACACAAGGUGUGUUCCGAUUGGACAUUGUCAUUCGGACGAUCAUCAUCAGUUUUGCUGUGAUACUGAAGCUUGUGUUGCUUCCUUUUUUCGAGAAUUGCACAUUACCAGUACCACAACCCAACAAAUAACUAAUACAGCAAGCGCCCCUCAUGAACACAAUUUUCAUAAACAUAAUCAUGAACAUCUAAUUAACUGUCCGUCUUGUGAACAUCACGUCUGUGAUUUCAAGAACACCAUCCAGUGUGAAGUUUGUCAGAUUUAUGUUCCACACCACGGGCAACCUCCACAAGACACAAGGUGUGUUCCGACUGGACAUUGUCACUCGUACAGAGAUUAUCAAUGCUGCGAUACCGAAGCUUGUGUUGCUUCCUUUUUUCGAGAAUUGCACAUUACCAGUACCACAACCCAACAAAUAACUAAUACAGCAAGCGCCCCUCAUGAACACAAUUUUCAUAAACAUAAUCAUGAACAUCUAAUUAACUGUCCGUCUUGUGAACAUCACGUCUGUGAUUUCAAGAACACCAUACAGUGUGAAGUUUGUCAGAUUUAUGUUCCACACCAGGGACAACCUCCACUAGACACAAGGUGUAUUCCGGCUGGACAUUGUCACUCGGACAUUCAUCGUCAUUGCUGUGAUACUGAAGCUUGUCUUGCUUCCUUUUUUAGAGAAUUUCACAUCACCAAUACCACAACCCAACACAUAACUAAUACAGAUUCUAUGGUACACUGCCCCACCUGCCACGGAGGUGACUGUGACUUUGUCAAUCGAGACACGUGUCACGUGUGUAAAUUCGACUUACAUCCGGGAAAAUUACCUCAUGUUCAUUGUUUGAAUGGAAAUGAACAUUGCACGGAGAACCACAACACGCGCUGCUGCAGUGAUGAGUCUUGCAUAGCACGUGCAUUUGGGUCAUGGUAUCCCGGUACUUCAUCUACACAUUCUACUACGAGCAGAGAAAUCCACGUUACUGUUGGGGCAUAUGGGCCGUAUUUUCAAACCUUUCGAUCCUCAACCACGUUGCCAACGACGACAGGUCAUACUAAGGUCAACACUUCUAACCCAACAACAUUUAAGCACACUAGUGUAGCCACGCCUACGACAAUAUCUAAUGUAUCAACUUUACCUUCCUACACCACAAGCACCACAACAACACCUUCCUCAACCAGUACAUAUUCUACCUCGUCGUUAAGAGCGAAUUCUUCAGAAGCAACGACUCCUCUGACCCCCAGAGGAACAACUGGAUCUGUUUCUUCUGCGACAACUGUAUCAUUUUCAACUGAUAUACCCAGUAACUGCUCCGACAGUAUAACAAAUUGCGCCACUCUGAAAAGAUACUACGGCGUGUGUCAUGCUAUCCCAGUACAAAGAGACAUGUACGACAUCGCUUUCCUGCGGUGUAGGGCAACUUGCAACCUUUGCAAAGAAACUUAUCAACCAUUAACCAAUCCAUCAACUUCUCUUCAAGUCACAACAUCGAGUUUCAGGACAACAACAUCGGCCGAGGCUAGCACUACAAUUAUUAAGCAAUCAACCAAGAUGUCAGAGACAACCUUGACAGGAGGUAAUUUUAAACCUAUAUUUUGAAGAACAUAAUCUAUAGAGGGGAUUUUUAUUUCUC
Messenger RNA from Saccostrea cuccullata (small rock oyster), 2126 nucleotides. RefSeq lists its product as uncharacterized. NCBI's taxonomy places the organism in Eukaryota, Metazoa, Mollusca, Bivalvia, Ostreida, Ostreidae. Bases 26 to 2092 code for a protein of 688 amino acids. The transcript has 21 exons. The record is from RefSeq and is a predicted model, not a curated record.